AUGCAUCUUCGAAGUGAUGAAGAACGGCUUUAUCGCAAGUGUUACUCUCACAUCCUCCUGUUAGAGAAUUCCUGUCGUUGUCAUUUUCAUGAUAAGGCUGUUAUCGCAUUGGCCUCCUAUCGACAGGAUAGUUGCGUUGACGAAUCUAAUUUACAUUCCAAAAAGCACAAGAAAGGCUGGAUAAAUGCUGCAAAGUCCAAUUCUCCACUAAUAACGCCGUUGGUCGUAAGGUCCACGAGGCUGCUGUCCCUGUUGCUGUCCAUUGUAGAACGCUGGGGGCGGCGGAGGAGCACCGCGCGGCAUUUGGUUGUAUCGUGGUUGCUGAGGCUGACCAUAAGGCACACUUGGUGGUGCCUGGGGCUGACCGUACGGUGCUCUUGGUGGCUGCGGUUGGCCGUAAGGUGCACUUGCUGCCUGCGCGUACUGCUGAUACGGAGCGUGUGGAGGGUACGGAGGCAAGUUGUGCGCACUGUAUUGCGGCGGCUGAGGCGGCUGGUAGUAGCCACGAGCAGGAACUUGUCCUUGCGAUACAGGCACUCCGCUGUAUGGAGGCAUGGGAGGUUGAGGCACUCCGUUGCCUCGGGGAGACGUGUAGUUCGUGUUGCCGUACGCCACAGGUCUCACCCCACCAAAACCACCAGGCUGCGUGUAUUUCGUCACUCCACCGUGCGGUUGUGUCUGCAUCGCAGGCAUAGGCGGCAUCGGAGGCUGCUGGGUAUAGCUGCGGCUCGAAGAAUUCUGUCUCGCGUGAUAGUCUGUAAAGUUUCCUCCACGUCCACCGCGUCCUCCGCGUCCACCACGAUCUCCACGUCCGCCGUAUGA
Molecule: messenger RNA, 822 nt
Organism: Phytophthora nicotianae INRA-310
Lineage: Eukaryota; Oomycota; Peronosporomycetes; Peronosporales; Peronosporaceae
Exons: 1
Coding region: 1-822 (273 amino acids)
Source: RefSeq, a predicted model, not a curated record